Molecule: messenger RNA, 3328 nt
Organism: Schistosoma turkestanicum
Lineage: Eukaryota; Metazoa; Platyhelminthes; Trematoda; Strigeidida; Schistosomatidae
Source: the annotation of a GenBank genome assembly
GACAUAUGUAUAAGAUGGACGAUGAUUUCUAUAAUGAUUCAGUUGGAGAUCAAGUACUUUUGGAAUUAAAUAUUACUAAUUUAACAUCCAAUUUGACUGAUAUUCACCAACAAACUACUACAGUAACAGAAAAAGAAAUUACUGAUAAAUUACACUCAUCAAUGACUAUACCAAAUCAAUUUAUUGAUUUUCCUUAUCCUAAACCAUAUUCACAACAGUUGGAACUGAUGCAAACAGUCUAUAAAACGCUGGAAUCUAAUUGUUGUGGUAUAUUUGAAAGUCCAACUGGUACUGGCAAAUCAUUGAGUUUAUUAACAGCAACAUUACGUUGGCUUUUAGAUUAUAAUGAAAAACAAAUAAUGUUAUUAAAUAAUCUUCAAUCUCAAUUAAAAUUAAUGAAUCAUGAAAAUAAAGAGAAUAAUACUAAAGGAUACGAUUGGAUAAUGGAAUAUGAUAAAAAUCGUUUAUUAAAACAACAAAUUGAACCUCAAAUUGAAGAUCUAUUAAUUUAUCAGUCUAGUUUACAAUUAAUUGAGAAAAUAAAAUUAUCUUCAUCCACUUCAUCAUCAUCAUUAUUAACUAAACAUCACAUUGAUUCUUCAAAUGUUGAUGAAAUAACUAUAACUGAAGCGAAUGCUGAUACUAUUGAUAUUGAACAAUUGAAAAAUAUCAUAGACGUUCCCGAUGAUCACCAUGACAAUGAUGAUGAUGAUAUAUUUCUGUGUCAACCCAAUGAGAACUUAUUCAAUAAACAUAAAAUUAAUGAAUUCGAUGAAACUGAAUUAAAUCAACAGUUUGAAAACCAACAACAAGAAUCUGAUAAUGGAUUAUUACGUGUCAUUUAUUGUAGUCGAACCCAUUCUCAACUUGGACAAAUAGCUAAAGAAUUUGAAAAAUGUAAAACAUUAUUUGAUAAAGUUACAAUAAUUCAAUUAUCAUCAAGAAAUUUAUUAUGUAUUAAUGAAAACAUUUACCAACUAAAACACCCAGAUCUGAUUAAUAUUGCUUGUCUCGAAUUGAAUCGACCGCGUACUCAUAAAGAAGGUCAAUCGAAAGAUUUUAAAUGUCCAAUGCGUAAUUUAACAGCUGUUAAUAAUUUAUCCAAACAUCUAUUAAUUGGAAAUUCAGCUUUAAACAUAACUAGUAGUAUUAGAGGUAAACAAUUAAGUCAGUCAUCCAAAUCGAUUAAGACAGUGAGUAGUACUUCGAAAGAAUACCAAAAAGAUGAGACGUCAUUAGACAAUACACAAUUAUCUCAAAUUGGCUGUCCAUAUUAUGCUAAUCGUAAAGGUAUACCAUUAGCUCAAUUAAUUCUAGUACCAUAUUCAUCAUUGUUGCAAUUAUCAAAUCGUUUAGCAUCUGGUUUAACACUAAAAAAUUCCAUUGUUAUCAUUGAUGAAGCACAUAAUUUGUUAGAAGCAACAGCAUCGUCAAUGUCAGUCAGUUUGUCAUUGAUGAAUGAUAUAAACAAAUUGGAAGAGUUAUUUUCUGAUUAUUUACAAUAUUAUCGUUCACGUUUAUCAUCAUUUCUUAUAUUAAGACUACGUCAAAUGAAACAUUUUUUACAACAAUUGAAACUUUAUUUAAAUACUACGCUUAAAAAUAUUCAAUUAUCAUUAUCUUCCACAUCGUUUAAUGUUAUUAUUAAAACAGUGAAUAAAUUAUUUUCUGAAUCGAAUUUAGACAAUAUAAAUUUAAGCGAAUUUAUUGAUUGUUUGGAAUAUCAACAUUUUAUCAUGAAAUUAAUUGGUUUCUCUAAAUGGUCUAAUAUACGCAAAAAUUUCAAACAUUCAGACAAUGUUGCAACUAAUCAAACAGCUUGUUCAAAAAUGACAAAUUUAUUAAAUACUAUGAAAAGAAAAUAUUCUGAUGCGAAUAAUAAGUGUGGAAAUACAAGUCAAGUUUGUAUUUCAAAUAAAAAAUCUAAAAUAGAUAUUGAAAAAUCCGAAGGGAUCGGUUCUAGUUUAUUUAAAUUCCAUAGCUUUCUUCAAGCUUUAGAAUUUUCUGAAGAAGAUGCACGUAUAAUUAUUGAACCUAUGAAAAACUCAACAAAAUUAAAUCUAUCAAUCUCUCCAUCUGAUGUAUCAUCUUCGUCAAAUGACUGUACAGAUGAUACCCUAGAUUUGUGUCUACGUGUGAUAUUUUUAAAUCCUGGAAGGUAUUUAAAAGAUCUAGUACAAGAAGCUAAAAGUGUCCUUCUAGUUGGUGGUACAAUGCAACCAUUCAGUGAAGCUAUAGAUCAAAUAUUUAUACCAUCUGGUAAAUUACCCAAUGAAAUUGUCACAUUUACAUGUGAUCAUGUGAUUAAUGCCAAAAAACAAUUGGCUGUUUAUCCUCUAGGUGUACAUAAUCAUCAUUCUAAUGAACAAGCGUUUUCACUGGAUUUCACAUAUCAGAACCGUUCCAAUCCACAUAUGAUUGAUGUAUGCGGUGAAAUAAUUUUACAAAUAUGUCAACAAUUACCUGCUGGAAUUGUUGUGUUUACUCCAUCUUAUGAAUAUCAAUCAAUUUUAUAUAAUCAUUGGGAAUCAACAGGUUUAUUGGAUAAAAUAACAAAAUAUAAAAGUCUAUUUCAUGAACCAAAAACAACAGUUAACUUAGAUCAGAUUAUGCAAGCUUAUGCAGUAGCAGCUACCCAAAAACUUCAGCAUAAACAUGGUGCUCUCUUGUUAUGUGUGAUUGGUGGGAAACUGAGUGAAGGAAUAAAUUUUACGGAUGAUUUAGCACGAGUUGUGGUCAUUAUCGGCAUGCCAUAUGCGAAUCCACAGUCUCCAAUAUUAAGAGAAAAAAUGACUUAUUUAGAUCGGCACUUCAUCCGCAAUUCUCAUUCGGCACAAACUCCAGGUAGACAGUAUUAUGAAACAAUGUGUAUGCGUUCAAUAAACCAAGCCAUUGGUCGAUCUAUACGACAUGCAAAAGAUUAUGCUGUUGUCUUCUUACUGGAUAAUCGAUAUUGUCGUUCAACAAUCCAAACACAAUUGCCUAAAUGGGUUCAACAAAGUAUUAUUCAUCAACGACUAGAUGACAAACAACUAAUUUUGUUGUCAUCAUCAAAUCAACAGACAAAGUUCUUAAAUUUAUCAGAAGCUUUAGAACACGCUAAAAGAUUUUUCUCCAGCAAUAAAGAGUGUUUUGGAUGAAAGAAAUGAUUUUUUUUUCUAAAAACAGGAGAAAUUGACUUCGAUAAUAUUUUGAAUCACAUAUUUCUAUUCACUCGCAUUUUUAUAGAUUUAAGCACUUUUUUAAUUGCAUUUCAUAAUGUGUAGAAAAGAGAAUUUUUCAGAUGUGAUGAACAUAUUACAACCAGAAAAAUAAAGUUUAUUUUGAU